Echinops telfairi (small Madagascar hedgehog) is the source of this 2024-nucleotide messenger RNA. It is a transcript of the gene IGFBP3, whose product is annotated as insulin like growth factor binding protein 3. Gene Ontology annotation, cellular component: extracellular region. NCBI's taxonomy places the organism in Eukaryota, Metazoa, Chordata, Mammalia, Afrosoricida, Tenrecidae. The transcript is spliced from 4 exons. Gene Ontology annotation, biological process: regulation of insulin-like growth factor receptor signaling pathway. The coding region runs from base 16 to 522 and encodes 168 amino acids. The record is from RefSeq and is a predicted model, not a curated record. Gene Ontology annotation, molecular function: insulin-like growth factor I binding; insulin-like growth factor II binding; fibronectin binding.
GAUAUCUGUGAUUUCAUGCGGUUAUUUCUGUUUCCUCUGUGCUUUCCAGGAAAUGCCAGUGAGUCAGAAGAAGAACACACUACUGGAAGCACAGAAAGCCAGGCGUUCCCCAGCACACAUCGGGUGCCAGACCCCAACUUCCCUCCCCUCCACACCAAGAUCGACGUCAUCAAGAAGGGCCAUGCCAAAGACAGCCAGCGCUACAAAGUGGACUACGAGUCUCAGAGCACGGACACCCAGAACUUCUCCUCCGAGUCCAAACGGGAAACAGAAUACGGCCCUUGCCGCAGGGAGAUGGAGGACACCCUGAACCACCUCAAGUUCCUCAAUGUGCUGAGCCCCAGGGGUGUGCACAUUCCGAACUGUGACAAGAAGGGAUUUUAUAAGAAAAAGCAGUGCCGCCCUUCCAAAGGCCGAAAACGAGGCUUCUGCUGGUGUGUGGACAAGUAUGGCCAGCCACUCCCAAGCUAUGAUGCUAAAGGGAAAGGUGAAGUCCACUGUUACAACAUGGAGAGCAAGUAGACGCCUGGACUCAGUGUGCUGGACUCGACCUUGACUUAAUGUGGAGCUCAAAUACGCCUUAUUUUGCACAAAAAGACUGCCAAGGACAUUAUCAACAGCUGGCUACAGCCUCAAUUUUUAUUUCUUUUUGUAGUGAAUUAAUCCUUUUUUUAAAAAGGGGUCUAGAGAGUAAUUUUUUAAAUGUCUGUGAUUUUUCUUAGUGAUAAACUUGAGCAUCUUCCCGCUGACCAGUAGUGAUUGGAGGGCAGCUUUAUUUUUCUUGGGCCGUCAUAUGAGCCCCAGCAAAAGUGCCACACAGGACUCAGUACCUCCCAAGCCCAGCCGCUCCUUCAUGAAGCCGUCCCCUUGGACUUUGUUCCCGAAGCAAUUGUUUUGCUUACAAGAGUACAUCCUGGCAUCACUUCUUACUGUACAAUGAGCACAGACCUUCACAAGACUAGAACAACACUCUGUUCUUCUUGUCAGUUGGACAUCCUGAUGCUCCGUAUCAUGGCUUCAAACCUGGAGUGUACCAUCUUUGAGCAAAGACCUGGUUUCUUCAACCAAGAAGAUCCUUCAUAUCUGCAUGUAAUGGAAACCGCCCGAGAAAAAAGUUUUGGAAAGAAUAAGAUAGGGUCUUGCUUGUUUGCUUUUUUCAUUUUAAAAGAAAGAGCCAGAAUGCUGUAGGAAACUCUGGAAGCAUAUAAGCAGGUAGGUCUGGCUCCCUUUUGUCAAAAGCUCCCAGAGGCUCAGCUAGUUAUAAGCUCCCUCCUUACCUUUCCUUCAGGUGGAAGGUAAGGGGGUUUGGUAAGAAGCAGCCCUCCAUCGUCCUGGGCAUCACAAAUAAUAGCAGAACUCUUCAGACUGACAGGAAAAAAAAGUGUUACACAGUUCAACAACUCAAGACAAAGUCGAUUUCUGAGAUUAACCUCGUUAAAGACAGAGGUUUAUUUCCAACUCUUGCCAUUUGCCCUCCUUGGCACGAUUGGGUAGAUCUGUAUCCACAGAAGAAAGACGACUGGCCGGGUGAGCACGCAGUCAGCCAUGCUUGUUGACUUUGGACUUGUUUUAUGUUUUUCUUUAUAAUUCACACAUAUAUGCUGAGAGAAUACUUUAAUUAAGGAUUAACAUUUUAUACAAUAUAUGCCAAAUAUAAUGGGGCUCUGUACUAGAUAAUCAAUCCUAGGUGAGAUGUUGGAGACAGUCAACCUGAGAUGGCCAUGAUUUGGAGGGUCCAUUCGUAAGAGCCACACUCACUUAGAGAUCACCGUCCCUCCGUGUAUGGAGAGUGACAGUUUAUCCCAUAAGCCCAGGAAUGGGGUGCAUGAUGGGACAGGGCUUUGACCAGAACCACCAGUGCGACACCCUGCAGAGAGUCUUCGUUACAAGGGAAUCUCAAGGCAUCCUACCUAUUUGUUACCUGUUAUUUUAGUUAAUUUGGGGGUGAGGGAAAGUAUUUUUGCAAAGCGUAAGUCUUAAAAUGUAUUUAUAAAUAGUAAAUAAACAUUUUACCAUAAAAAGUC